AUGCCGCGGAAGUACGUAUCGAAGCAAGGAGCCAUGAAGAGGGUACCUUACGACCCGGAGGCCUUGAAAAAUGCGGUCCAAGCAGUUAAAGAUGGAGCUGCUUACAAAACCGUCGCAAGAGAAUUUAAAAUUAAUGUCAUGACACUUAAAAGGCUAUGCCGUCGAGACUCUUAUGUUCAACCUGGUUUUACCAAUAGACAAAUUUUGUCCAAUCGUCACGAGGAUGAGCUAGGAGCGUAUCUUGUUCAUAUGUCUAAAAUGUAUUAUGGACUUACCGUUGUACAAUUGCGUAAGGUAGCUUACCAAUUCGCCAAAGCAAAUAAGAUGAAAUACCCCUCUUCAUGGGAUCACUCGCAACAGGCGGGUCGCGAUUGGUAUCGUGGAUUUUUGGAGAGACAGCAAACUCUAUCCUUAAGAACUCCAGAGCCUACCAGCUUGGCGCGAGCGACAGCGUUUAAUAAACACACCGUGGCGGAAUUUUUUGGAAAUUUGACUGCAGUUUUUAAUAAGCACGAAUUUACUGCCGAAAGGGUGUGGAAUAUUGACGAAACAGGGGUAACAACUGUCCAUAAACCCAGCAAAAUUAUUGCAGUUAAGGGUUCCAAACAAGUAGGAAAAAUGACAUCGGCCGAACGAGGUGAGCUGGUUACCGUUUGUGCCUGUAUCAACGCUGCCGGGGGCCACAUCCCGCCAUACAUGAUAUUCCCCCGAAAAAACUGGCAGGAUAGGUUCCUCAAUCAUGCCCCUCCUAGCAGCGAUGCAACUACUCAUCCUAGUGGAUGGAUGACGGGCGACAGUUUUAUAAAAUUCCUCAAGCAUUUUGUUCGUCAUGUUCAACCCAACGCUGAUAGGAAACACCUCAUCAUCAUGGACAAUCACGAGAGUCAUUGUUCUUUCGACGCCCUCAACUACGCAAAAGACAACGGAAUCGUUCUUCUCACAAUUCCACCACACACAUCCCACAAGCUGCAGCCAUUAGACAGGACUGUUUUUGGCCCCUUAAAAACCUUUUAUUCUCAGGCAGCAUCAAAUUUUAUGCUGAGACACCCCGGGAGAACAAUCACAAUCUACGACGUUUCGGAACUAUUAGGGGAAGCUUUCCCAAGGGCUAUGGUGCCUACCAAUAUAAUUAGUGGCUUCAGGGCGGCUGGAAUAUGGCCCAUAAAUGCCGACAUUUUCACGGAGAGUGAGUUCAUGACCAGUUUAGUUACGGACCGCCCUCCCCCUUCUCAACUUGAAGAACCAACACAGAGAAGUGUGAUAGCGUCGGACUGCCCUCUCCCUUCUCCACUUGAGGAGCCCGUACAAAGCAGCAGUGUGAGUGAACGCGCUUCCCCAUCCUCACUUGGAGGAUCAGUGCCGAUGCACUUUUCACCACAGGACAUCAUGCCCUACCCCAAGGCAGGUCCACGCUCGCAGUCGUCGCGCGGGAGAAAGCGAGGACGUACUCGCAUCCUAACCGAUACUCCGGAAAAAGCAACCAUCGAAGAACAAUCAAAUAAAAAGUUGGCGAAGAUAGCAGAGAUAGAAAUGAAAAGGAAGAUUAAAGAAAAUAGGCCUACCAAGAAAACAGUGAGACAAAUCUUUUCACUAAAAAAAAUUGACGAUGACACCUCAUCUGAUUCUGAUGAAUGUCCUCCACUUCCAUCAUCGUCAGGGGGGGAAGAAGAGUUAUGCAGUGAUGGCGAGGGUCAUAGAGCUUUUGAGCCCAUCAGAAAAGAAGUAGGGGAAUUUGUAGUUGCAAUUUACAAUGGUUUGUCAUACCCAGGAAAAAUUACAAAAAUACAUGAAAACGGGGCUACAAUAAAAGCAAUGGAAAAAAGUGGAAGGCUUUGGAAGUGGCCAGCAAGGGAAGACGAAAUAUUUUAUGUGUGGGGUGACAUUUUGGGACACUUGCCGGAGCCGACGAAAUUUUCAAAAACACGUGACAUUUAUUCCGUGCCACUUCUCGAAUAA
Molecule: messenger RNA, 1956 nt
Organism: Parnassius mnemosyne (clouded apollo)
Lineage: Eukaryota; Metazoa; Arthropoda; Insecta; Lepidoptera; Papilionidae
Source: the annotation of a GenBank genome assembly